AUGUCAGAGGAUCUUGAGUUUUGCGGAACAAUGCAUGGUCACACUGCCAUGGUGACAGCCAUUGCUACUCCAAUGGACAUCAAUAACUCAGAGAUAAUAGUAACAUCAUCGCGUGACAAAUCGAUCAUCGUAUGGGAUCUUACCAAUCAUCUCGACGGCGACUACGGUGUCCCCUGUCUCUGGCUCACCGACCAUUCUGGCUGCGUUCAGGAUGUCACCCUUUCCUCCGACGCACAAUACGCUCUUUCCAGCUCCUGUGACGGCGAACUCCGUCUUUGGGACCUCGCCAACGGCACCUCCCUCCGCCGCUUCAUCGGCCACAAAAAGGAAGUGCUUUCCGUUGCGUUCUCCAUGGAUUACGACCGUCAGAUUGCGUCGGCGUCUCGCGACCGCACGAUCAAACUCUGGAACAUUCGCGGCGAGUGCAAGUACACCGUUGAAGAGAGAGACGAAGAAGACGGAGACGAAGAAGGAGAUGGCCACUCCGAUUGGGUGAACUGCGUCAGGUUCGGGCAUGAGAGUCUUGUUUCUUGUUCAAGGGAUGGCACUGUUAAAGUUUGGGAUUUGAAGUUUAAUAAGAUUGAGCUGAGGCACAACCUUGAUGAUGAUGGCCACAGUACUGGCUAUGUUAACUGCAUUGCUGUUUCACCCGAUGGGUCUGUUUGCGCGAGUGGUGGGGAUGAUGGUGUUAUUCCGAUAUGGGACUUGGAUGAGGGAAAGAGGCUUUUCUCUUUGUAUGUUGAAUCCAACGUUCAUGCACUGUGCUUCUGUCCCACUAGGCAUUGGCUCUGUGCUGCCACUGACCAAAGCAUCAGAAUAUGGGAUUUGGUGAGUGAGGAUAUUCUCCAGGAUUUGAAUGUUCCUAUCGACAUUAAUGAGGAGGGGAAUGAUGAUGAGUCUAUAUACUGUACAAGCUUGAGUUGGAGUGCAGAUGGGAACACUUUGUUCGGUGGCUAUUCUGAUGGUGUUGUCAGAGUUUGGGGAAUUACAACAUACUUGGACAACUUCUCCUUUUUUGAUGACCUUUUAGACUAG
This is a messenger RNA of Gastrolobium bilobum, 1035 nucleotides long. RefSeq names its product small ribosomal subunit protein RACK1-like. The transcript has a single exon. Gene Ontology annotation, biological process: rescue of stalled cytosolic ribosome; positive regulation of protein phosphorylation. Gene Ontology annotation, cellular component: nucleus; cytosol. The coding region runs from base 1 to 1035 and encodes 344 amino acids. Lineage: Eukaryota; Viridiplantae; Streptophyta; Magnoliopsida; Fabales; Fabaceae. Gene Ontology annotation, molecular function: protein kinase C binding; translation regulator activity; ribosome binding. The record is from RefSeq and is a predicted model, not a curated record.